AUGGUCACCUGCGCAUUCACCAAAUGGGUCGAAGGCUUACCAGCCCCAAACGACACAGCGCAAACGACGGCCUGCCUACUGAUGAACCAUGUGUUCUCACGAUACGGACUACCGUGCCGAGUUAACUCGGAUCGUGGCACGCACUUCACCGGGGAAGCCAUGACCCACCUGUGGGAAGCACUUGGUGUCCGGGCCUCCCUCCACGUGAGCCACCACCCCAUGAGCUCGGGGCAGCCAGGCGAAGCAAAUAUCGCCACGGCCUACACCACGCAUCACUACAUGACCGAUCUACAGGACCACCUGAAACAGACAUUCGCGUUCGCUCAACGGAAGCUGGGAAACAGCGCCGAAGGACGGAAGGCCUAUUACGAUCAAAAGGCGUCCCACAACGAGCUCCAGGUCGGAGACCAGGUAUGCCACGACUCCGUGAAGCUGAUCAAGUUCGCGGACGACACCACCCUCAUUGGACUCAUCUCCAACAACGAUGAGUCCGCCUACAGGAGGGAGGUGGACCGGCUGGUGUCCUGGUGCAGUGGUAACAACCUGGAGCUGAACGCCCAGAAGACAGUGGAGAUGAUUGUGGACUUCAGGAAGAGCACUGUCCCCCCGCCCCCACCCUCCGUGAUGGACUCCCCCAUCACCUCUGUGGAGUCCUUCCGUUUCCUGGGCACCACCAUCACCCAGGACCUCAAGUGGGAGCCGACCAUCAGCUCCCUCAUCAAGAAGGCCCAGCAGAGGAUGUACUUCCUGCGGCAGCUCAGGAAAGCCAAGCUGCCUGCACAGAUGUUGGUGCAGUUCUACACGGCCAUCAUCGAGUCCAUCCUCAUCUCCUCCAUCACUGUGUGGUUCGCUGGAGCCACAGUCAGGGACAAACAGAGACUACAGCGCAUUGUGCGCUCUGCAGAGGAAGUGAUCGGCCGCAGCCUUCCAUCGCUGCAGGUCCUGACCGAGAAGAUUGAGGAGAAAGCGGAGAUGCAGAAAGACGAGCUGGCCAAGCAAAUCAGCGGACUGAGGGAUGAGCUAAUGGCGUCCAUUGACCAGGCUAACAACAGAGUUGGCAUGCUAGAUGAGCGCACAGCUAGCCUGGAGGAGGCCGUGAAUAUGCAUUCCAAUAAGAUGGCUGAUCUGGAGCAACAAGUUGUUGGAUUGAAGAAAGAGUUGGAGGGCUUAUUGGCGAAAACGGAAGACCUAGAAGCGAGAUCCCGGAGAUGCAAUUUGCGCAUUUUCGGGGUUAAAGAAGGCCAGGAAACGGGAGCAAGAGUUAGUACUUAUGUGGCGGAACUUUUGCAAUACGUGUUCAAACUGGAUACUGAACCCGUCAUAGACCGGGCACACUGCACGCUACAGAAAACCCCGGACAAGGGCCACCCACCAAGGGCUUUUGUCGUAAAGUGCCACUACUACCAAGAGAAAGAUGCCAUCCUGAGGAAAGCUCUUGCGUCCCAAAGGCUGGUUUCUAAAGACGGGGAUACUGUCAGAGUGUUUCCGGAUUACACCCACAACGUAGCACGACAGAGAGCAGCAUUCAUCCAGGCAAAACAACUUCUGAGGCAGUGUGAAGGAGUGAAAUACGGACUUCUAUAUCCAGCGAAACUGAAGAUUACGACCGGAGAUGGAGAACAAAAGAUGUUUACAGACCCGAUGAAAGCUACAACGUUUGCAAGAGGACUGUUGGAUCGGUAG
Messenger RNA from Knipowitschia caucasica, 1683 nucleotides. NCBI's taxonomy places the organism in Eukaryota, Metazoa, Chordata, Actinopteri, Gobiiformes, Gobiidae. The record is from the annotation of a GenBank genome assembly.